CUAAAAAACGAUUCAUUAGACGUUAAAUUAUAGUUCAGUGGAGUUGUCCUUUCUCCUUUUUCAUGAUAUGUGUUUACUAUCGUUGCUAUGUCAUCCAGCCAUUGGCGUGUCGAGUGCACUCCGCCCAUCUCGGAAUAUAUUGCAUUAUAUAAUAAUGAGAUAUAACAGAUGUGGCUGCAUAUACCUAAUAAACGCAUAUUCAAUACCAUAAGUAUAAGCUUUCCACCUAACGAAAUUCGAAGAUUCAAUUGCAUAUUUUAUCAAACGUAAUAAAUUGCAGAUAAUAAUGUAUUAUAUAUUCUAUAAUUAUUAUCAUAACAACACUGACCUGUAUGUAAGAUCAAUUCAGAAACACUCCUUUCAGGAGUUUACCUUAGAGUAUACGUGUAUACCUUACGAAUGCCUGGACUAAAAUGAAAGUGAAGACUGCUUGAAAAAAUCAACUGCGCUUGCGCGAACUUCGGUCAAGAUAUCAUGACAUGACUAUUUUCCUGUGAGAAAUAAGUAUCCGUUGUUACGGCGCCAAAUCGAUCGGGUAAUCGCUCACUGUUCUCUCCCGCGCAAAGUGCGAGCAAAUUAUUUCUAUAGCACCUUACAUUAGAUCUUGAUAUUUUAUGUUAUUUUCGUCGGUAUAUUUCUGUUAAAUUAAGGAAUUUUGCCUUGGAAAAUACGAGAGAAGAAAAAUAGUAUGUAAUAUUCUUUAUUCGAAAAAAGAGGAGAGAUAGGCAAAUUCAUUUUGAUGUAUCGCUUCUCAAAUGCGAGUGGAAGCUCGAAGAAGAGUGACCUGUAUGGAUACUCAAUUUCUGUACCUUCAUCGAAUUUCUCUGGUCGCACUUGGGAUGUGGCCUUAUCAUCGGACAAUGUUUGUUCAACUUCACGCUUGUGUGUUUUGUCUUACUAUGAUUAGCUUUCUUAUAUUUCAGCUUACACCAUUUCUAACUACAGAAUGUACUAUUGAGUUUAUAAUUGAAAUUCUUUCUACAUCACUUUAUCUUCUUUUGUGCGUAAUUAACUAUAUUUCUUUUUGGAUUAACACGCAUGUUGUGAAGCAUGUAUUGGAAUAUCUUCAGUGCACAUGUAGCGAGUUAAAGGACGAAAACGAAAUUGCUAUUAUAAAAAGAUAUGGACACAUUGCAAAUUGUCUUGCCAUUGGAUUAACAUUGUUGGCGAUGUGCGGUUUAUUCAUCGCGACUCUUUUGCCAUUUCUGCCGCGGAUUUUUGGCAUCUUUUUCCCCGUAAAUAAAUCCGAACCAUAUCGCAAAAUGUUUAUCAUCACUGAAUAUUUUAUCGAUGAAGAAAAAUAUUUUUAUUUUAUUUUCCUGCAUCAGUGCGCAGCCUAUUACAUAGCAGUAGGUACAUUAAUAGGAGCAGGAAUAGUAAUGACGGGAUACUCUACAUAUAUUUGUGGAUUCUUUGAGAUUGCUAGUUACCGUAUCGAACAGGCAAUGCGAAUAAACAAUGACGAGGUAACUAAUCAGAAGAACAAGAGGGAGAUUGACAAGAAGAUAAGUCAUGCAGUGAAUAUUCAUCGCAUAGCUCUUGACUAUAUUGAAUUCUUUCUACAUAACUUCGAGAGAACAUACACUCUUCUACUAGUGAUUGUUGUAAUUUGUUUGAGCCUUCACCUGUUUGGACUUUGUCAAGCCGUUCUUUUUGCAGAUAGGACGCAAGAGUUUCUAUUACACUAUACUUUUACGCUUAGCAUUUUAACAUGCACAUUAGGAAGCAACUAUGUCGGUCAAGCAGUUACAGAUCAUUAUAAUUUCAUAUUUUUAUCCGCGUAUAACGUUCGAUGGUAUAUUGCACCUGUACGCGUGCAAAGAUUAAUAGUGUUUCUUUUGCAAAAAGGCACUAAGCCUUAUAGCAUGAAAGUCGGUGGUCUUUAUACAACAUCUUUAGAAAACUUUGCCUCGCUAUCAACUGCAUCAAUAUCGUAUUUUACUGUGCUAUAUUCUCUACAAAACUAAUAUUAAUAUGAAUCAGUUAAUCGAGUAAAAAUUUGAGAUAUUAAGAAAAGAAGAGUAGCGAAUCUGUACGCGCGUUAGCGCGACUCAUGCAGCGAGGCCGUCGGUAGGAAGGCCGCUCGUUGUUGGUUACGGCACAGUGAGGCAGCGGUGCCAGAAAGUAUGCUUCGUAGCAUACGGUAGGGAUGGUGGAAUGGGAAUAGUCUCGCGAAUUGUCGCAUGCAUUCUGGCACAACUGAAUGGAGAGGGUGUGGCGCGCCUCAGUGAUGCCAUGUAAAAGUUUCGUCAUGUAUACUAAAUAUCGCUGUCUUACUUCAUCAUUAUGUAUUCUAUGCAACAGCAGCAACAAUUUAUUAGCUAAUAAUAUUUUGGAAUAAAAUACAGAAAAGCUUAAAAAUAAAUAGUUGCCUAAAAAAAUAAAGUAAACUGUCCCUAAAUGAUUGUUGCACACAGUUAUCACAAGAAAAAGACAAAAUGUUUUCAUUAUUUUCUAAAUCUCUUCUGAAUAAAACAUGAAGAAAAGUA
Messenger RNA from Ooceraea biroi (clonal raider ant), 2489 nucleotides. RefSeq lists its product as uncharacterized. Gene Ontology annotation, cellular component: plasma membrane. Gene Ontology annotation, molecular function: olfactory receptor activity; odorant binding. The record is from RefSeq and is a predicted model, not a curated record. Lineage: Eukaryota; Metazoa; Arthropoda; Insecta; Hymenoptera; Formicidae. Gene Ontology annotation, biological process: sensory perception of smell; detection of chemical stimulus involved in sensory perception of smell.